CCCCAAACGUCAUGCACGAGUGUGUCCAGAGUGUGUCUUGGGCAAGUCAACGAUAGAUAACAGUGAUAAAAGAUUUCUCCAACAAAAUCGUUGGCAGGUUCAAAAUUGGAAAUUCGUCAUAAAGGGUCAAGUUAAGAUAAAACCCCAAACCGUAUCCAGUUGCCACAUGCACAUCUGGAUAUUUUCUGUUUUGUUCCUUAUUCUUAUACAACAAAUCAAGAUCCUGCUGCCAGGCACGUAGACCACGCCUUCCGGCGAAUGUCAAAACACUCGAGCCGCGGUAGAGAGAAGCAGUCAAAGCACCCCGCCAUUCACGCAGUGUCUGAGCAGCAGUAAGGUUUGGAGUUAACCAUCACACAUCGAAUUAACAAAAUGGAAAUCGUCUGGUCUGCCAUCGUUUUGACACUUUUGCCAUGGAUUGGAUCCCUUCCCGCAGGCAUGGCAACCAGGAAACAAAUCAAAACUUGGUACAACGAUAUCAAGAAACCAAAUUGGCGUCCGCCCAAUUUAGCUUUCCCAAUCGUGUGGACUCUGCUUUACCUCACGAUGGGUUUCGCUUCUUACUUGGUCUGGCGUGAUGGCGGCGAGACUUUGAACGGCCCGGCCGGCUUGCCACUCACCCUCUUCGCCAUUCAACUCGUCCUCAACUAUGCUUGGUCGUUCAUCUUCUUCUAUUAUCACAAUCUGGAAUGGGCAUUCUACGAAGUCAUCGCUCUGCUUAUCGGCAUCGCUUCUUGUGUCUACACUUUUAAAUCUGUCAACGAAACGGCUUCUUACUUGAUGAUGCCCUACUUGGUCUGGGUGAGCUUCGCUUCUCUACUCACCUUCACCAUUUGGAGAAUGAAUUUACCAGCAAACAAGAAAAAGAUUUAAAAUGGAUAAUCGUUUGGUUUGGAUUGCUUUCUUUCCAUCCCACAUUCCAACGUUUUCAUUUGAUGAGCAUUUCCAUUUACCGGUUAAUCACAAAAGUUCUCAAAUAAAUGCAUCCAAUAAAAGAA
Molecule: messenger RNA, 998 nt
Organism: Daphnia pulicaria
Lineage: Eukaryota; Metazoa; Arthropoda; Branchiopoda; Diplostraca; Daphniidae
Product: translocator protein-like
Exons: 4
Coding region: 373-873 (166 amino acids)
Cellular component (GO): mitochondrial outer membrane
Source: RefSeq, a predicted model, not a curated record